UCAGAUAUUUAAUUGUUUUGAUAACAUUAAAUACUGUAAUUGUAUCUGUAUUUUAUCUAUGAGAAGUUUAAUAUAAUUUGAAACACUUCAGAUUUUAUCCAUUUAAUUCACCUAUCCCCUGAAUACAGAAAGAAUAGGGGUUUUCAUUUCCAUUUUGCAGAUGGAAAAGAGAAGUACAGAGCAGGCAGCAUGUCAGCUGAAACACCAGUCACACUGAAUAUCGAUCCUCAGGAUCUGCAGGUCCAAACAUUUACUGUAGAGAAGCUACUGGAGCCACUCAUAAUCCAGGUUACUACACUUGUAAAUUGUCCCCAGAAUCCUUCCAACAGGAAAAAAGGACGUUCAAAACGAGCCAGAGUCCUCCUAGCUUCUGUGGAGGAAGCAACUUGGAAUUUAUUAGACAAGGGGGAGAAGAUUGCUCAGGAAGCCACAGUUUUGAAGAAGGAGCUUACUACUGCACUUGAGGAAGUUCGCAAAGAAAGUGAAGCUCUGAAAGUAUCAGCUGAGAGAUUUGCAGAUGACCCAUGUUAUCUCCCCAAAAGGGAGGCUGUGGUUCAAGCUGCCCGUGCCUUGUUGGCUGCAGUUACCAGACUCCUUAUCCUCGCAGACAUGAUAGAUGUCAUGAGUCUCUUGCAGCAUGUGUCAGCUUUUCAAAGAACAUUUGAGUCUCUAAAAAAUGUUUCCAAUAAAUCUGACCUCCAGAAAACCUACCAGAAGCUUGGAAAGGAGCUGGAAAAUCUGGAUUAUUUAGCCUUCAAACGUCAGCAGGACUUAAAAUCUCCAAAUCAGAGGGAUGAAAUUGCAGGGGCCCGGGCCUCACUGAAGGAGAAGUCCCCACUCUUGCAUUCAAUUUGCUCAGCUUGUUUGGAACAUUCUGAUGUUGCUUCCCUCCAAGCCAGCAAGGACACAGUUUGUGAAGAAAUUCACAAUGCCCUCAGUGUAAUUUCAAAUGCUUCACAAGGCAUCCAGAAUAUGCUUGCCCCACCAGAACCUAAGGCAGCAACACUAGGAAGUGCCCUUGAUGAGCUUGAGAAUUUAAUUGUCUUGGAUCCACUCACAGUGACUGAGGAAGAAAUUAGACCAUCUCUAGAGAAACGUCUUGAAGCAAUUAUCAGUGGGGCUGCACUAUUGGCUGACUCUUCAUGCACUAGAGAUUUCCAUCGGGAACGGAUUAUUGCAGAAUGCAAUGCCAUUCGCCAGGCUCUCCAGGACCUGCUUUCAGAGUACAUGAACAAUACUGGAAAAAAGGAAAGGAGUAAUACCCUGAAUAUUGCAAUAGACAACAUGUGUAAGAAGACAAGGGAUCUUCGCAGACAGCUCCGUAAAGCUAUUAUAGAUCAUGUGUCAGACUCCUUUUUGGAUACAACAGUCCCACUUUUGGUUCUCAUUGAAGCUGCCAAGAAUGGCCGAGAAAAGGAAAUAAAAGAAUAUGCUUCAAUAUUUCGUGAACACACCAACAGGCUUAUAGAGGUUGCAAAUCUUGCUUGUUCCAUGUCAACAAAUGAAGAUGGAAUUAAAAUUGUCAGAAUUGCAGCCAAUCACCUGGAAACCUUGUGUCCACAGAUCAUUAAUGCUGCACUUGCUUUGGCGGCAAGACCCAAAAGUCAAGUGGUCAAAAAAACCAUGGAAAUGUAUAAGCACACGUGGGAGAAUCAUAUCCAUGUCCUCACCGAAGCUGUAGAUGACAUUACAAGCAUUGAUGACUUCCUUGCUGUAUCUGAGAGCCAUAUCCUCGAAGAUGUCAACAAGUGUAUCAUAGCAUUGAGAGACCAGGAUGUUGAUAAUUUAGACCGUGCUGCAGGUGCUAUCAGAGGACGGGCAGCAAGAGUUGCUCACAUUGUCACAGGUGAAAUGGACAGUUAUGAGCCAGGAGCUUACACUGAAGGUGUGAUGAGAAACGUUAACUUCCUGACAACUACUGCAAUACCUGAGUUUGUAACACAAGUGGAUGUUGCCUUAGAAGCCUUAAAUAAAAACUCUUUGGAUGUAUUUGAUGAUGAUCAAUUUGUGGACAUCUCAAAGAAGAUCUAUGACACAAUUCAUGAUAUCAGAUGUUCGGUCAUGAUGAUUCGGACCCCAGAGGAACUGGAAGAUGUUUCUGACUUGGAAGAGGAACAUGAGGUGCGCAGUCACACCAGCAUUCAGACCGAAGGGAAAACUGACAGGGCUAAGAUGACUCAAUUGCCUGAGGCAGAAAAGGAAAAGAUUGCUGAGCAAGUUGCUGAUUUCAAGAAAGUAAAGAGUAAACUGGAUGCUGAGAUUGAGAUUUGGGAUGAUACCAGCAAUGAUAUCAUUGUUCUGGCCAAGAAGAUGUGUAUGAUUAUGAUGGAGAUGACAGACUUCACAAGGGGCAAAGGACCACUAAAGCAUACAACUGAUGUGAUCUAUGCAGCUAAAAUGAUAUCAGAAUCAGGAUCAAGGAUGGAUGUCCUUGCUCGGCAGAUUGCUAACCAGUGUCCGGAUCCAUCAUGCAAACAAGAUUUGUUGGCCUAUCUGGAACAGAUUAAGUUUUACUCUCACCAACUGAAAAUCUGCAGUCAAGUUAAAGCUGAGAUCCAGAACCUGGGAGGAGAGCUCAUCAUGUCUGCUUUGGACAGUGUCACCUCCCUGAUCCAAGCAGCCAAAAAUUUAAUGAAUGCUGUGGUGCAAACAGUGAAAAUGUCUUACAUUGCUUCAACGAAGAUCAUCCGAAUUCAGAGUCCUGCUGGGCCCCGGCACCCAGUUGUGAUGUGGAGAAUGAAGGCUCCUGCAAAAAAGCCCUUGAUUAAAAGAGAGAAGCCAGAGGAAACUUGUGCAGCUGUCAGACGAGGCUCAGCAAAGAAAAAAAUCCACCCAGUGCAAGUCAUGAGUGAAUUUAGAGGACGGCAUGUCUACUAAACCCACAAUUCUACACUAGUGCCUAUAUUAUACAGUCCUGGUGAAACACAGAGUUUUAACUUUACACUUAAUUAAUUCUGUAAGUUCACUAACCUUUAGAAUUUAAUGCACAAUUAACAUGAAACAUUGGAGGCAACAUAUAUUUGGGAUCAUGUCAUUGUCAUCUCUGUCUGGCCAGCACCUAG
Lontra canadensis (Northern American river otter) is the source of this 3062-nucleotide messenger RNA. RefSeq names its product catenin alpha 3 (gene CTNNA3). Gene Ontology annotation, molecular function: actin filament binding; cadherin binding; beta-catenin binding. The coding region runs from base 190 to 2877 and encodes 895 amino acids. NCBI's taxonomy places the organism in Eukaryota, Metazoa, Chordata, Mammalia, Carnivora, Mustelidae. The record is from RefSeq and is a predicted model, not a curated record. Gene Ontology annotation, cellular component: fascia adherens; adherens junction. The transcript has 18 exons. Gene Ontology annotation, biological process: cell-cell adhesion; cell migration.